ACGAUGGCCCGGCGAUGGGUUACGUGGCAUUGAGUCGCUGCGCAUGCGCAGUGCGCGUUUCACCGGCAGUGUCAAGAUGGCGGCAGUCAGAAUGCAGUUUACACUUUAUUUGGUGUUGUUGUUAAACAUUUACAACAGUUUUGUGUCUGCGUUGUAUUUUCAUAUCGGCGAGACUGAAAAGAAAUGCUUCAUAGAAGAAAUACCGGACGAAACCAUGAUAAUAGGUAACUACCGAACGCAGCUCUAUGACAAGCAGAAAGAAGAGUAUUUGCCUGCAACUCAAGGACUUGGGAUGUUUGUGGAAGUGAAAGAUCCCGAUGAGAAGGUGAUCCUGUCCCGCCAGUAUGGAUCUGAG
Messenger RNA from Sinocyclocheilus grahami, 355 nucleotides. Its product is annotated as transmembrane emp24 domain-containing protein 9-like. The record is from RefSeq and is a predicted model, not a curated record. The transcript is spliced from 3 exons. The annotation marks the transcript as partial. Lineage: Eukaryota; Metazoa; Chordata; Actinopteri; Cypriniformes; Cyprinidae.